Messenger RNA from Neoarius graeffei (lesser salmon catfish), 1789 nucleotides. Its product is annotated as EGF-containing fibulin-like extracellular matrix protein 2. NCBI's taxonomy places the organism in Eukaryota, Metazoa, Chordata, Actinopteri, Siluriformes, Ariidae. Gene Ontology annotation, molecular function: calcium ion binding. The transcript is spliced from 12 exons. Bases 397 to 1716 code for a protein of 439 amino acids. The record is from RefSeq and is a predicted model, not a curated record.
ACCAGCUUGCCUCACUCUGAAUUAUUCAGACCUUACUGGAAGCACCCUGUUUCUUACGGGAAGACUUUUGGGGGCAAAAAAAGGACAGAUCACCAAGUUACAGGAGUAGAGGAAGGAGCAGAAACUCUGAAGAGAGAUACAUGUGAAGGGAUGUGCAUAGACCAUUUGUGCUACAGUAUCUCUUCUGUGGGAUCAAACCAGACGGGCUUACCUUCACUCCCUACGCUCAUCAGUGUGCCUUGAGUGCUCAUGACCCUUUUGCCAGUUCACCGGUUGUCCUUCCUUGGACCACUUUUGUUCCUCAUGUACUCUUUGUGAAGAAAUUUGACUGCCUGGUCCUGUGUAAAAGUCUACACAUCUGCUUCUCCGUUCAUCUGUACAAGAGAGUGUGUAAAUAUGAAGGGGUUGUGCUGUGUGUUGCUGUGUGUCAUUCUGGUCUUUCUGUCUGUGAUGGACUGUCAGUCACCUGCAGAAACCGACACUUACACAGAAUGCACAGAUGGCUAUGUGUGGGAUGCACAGAACCAGCAUUGUAAAGACAUAAACGAGUGUGAGACAAUUGCAGAGGCAUGUCAGGGAGAGAUGAAAUGCUUUAACCACUAUGGCGGUUACCUGUGUCUACCUCGUUCUGCCUCUGUCAUCACAGCCCAGGAGCCCUCUGGCCAGUCAGAGCCAGGUCUUCCUGGGGUGUCCAGUGGGGCUUUCAAUCCCUGUCCUGUGGGCUAUGAGGCUCAGGGAGAGAGCUGUAUAGAUAUUGAUGAGUGUGAACUGGACAUGCAUGACUGCCAGCCGAGUCAGCAAUGUAUUAACACACUCGGGACGUAUACCUGCCAGUGUCCUGAUGGCUACAGAAAGAUAGGCCAGGAGUGUGUUGAUAUUGAUGAGUGCAUGUACCGCUACUGCCAGCAUCGCUGUGUCAACUAUCCUGGAUCUUUCUCCUGCCAGUGUGAGCCAGGAUUCCAGCUGGCAGGGAACAACCGCUCCUGUGUGGAUGUAAAUGAAUGUGAAAUGGGAGCACCAUGCCAGCAGAGGUGCUACAACACAUAUGGGACAUUUCUGUGUCGCUGUGAACAGGGCUAUGACCUCGACCCUGAUGGCUUCACGUGCAAUGACAUUGAUGAGUGCAGCUACUCCAGUUAUCUGUGUCAGUUCCAGUGUGUGAAUGAACCAGGCCGAUUCUCCUGCGUGUGUCCACAGGGAUAUCAGCUCCUCAGCUCACGCCUCUGCCAAGAUGUGAAUGAGUGUGAGUCAGGCACCCAUCAGUGUGCAGAGGGACAGAGCUGCGUGAAUAUCCAUGGCGGAUACCAUUGUGUGGACUCCAAUCGCUGCCGGGAUCCCUACAUCUAUGUUUCAGAGAAUCGAUGUAUGUGUCCAACGGUGAAACCAGAAUGCCGUGACUUGCCUUUCUCCAUCGUGCAUCGCUACAUGAGCAUCACCUCUGAACGCUCUGUGCCCUCUGAUAUCUUCCAAAUCCAGGCCACCAGUGUCUACCCUGGAGCUUACAACACCUUCCGUAUCCGGUCUGGGGAUGACGGAGGAGACUUUUACAUCCGGCAAAUCAAUAAUGUCAGUGCCAUGUUGGUUCUGGCUCGGGAAGUCAGCGGACCUAAAGAGUAUACUCUGGAUCUGGAGAUGGUUUCUGUCAACCCCCUGAUGAGCUACCGGAGUAGCUCAACCCUCCGUCUCUCCAUCUAUGUAGGACCUUACACUUUCUAAAAAAAGAAAAGUAACCAAGGAUAUUGUAAGGUGGUGGAAUAAACAGAAAACAUUAAAGGAUGUCUACAGAACA